AUGAUCAGCGAUCGGUACAGCACUCACGACAUCCGCGCAUUGACUCACGGCUUCUUUCUGGAACAGGGCUGGAACAAGGAUGUCGCCGUUUCCCUCAAACACUUUCAAGCCGAGAGUAAAUACCAUGCACCUUGUUCUUCUGACGAGUCCAAAACAGUUUCACGUUGCAUCAGCCGUUGUUUUCACGAAAAAAUGAUCAAGAAAUCGGGAUGUCGAAUGCCGUACAUGAAUUUACCGAAUUUCACAUCAGUCCCGUACUGUAACACUUCAGAGCAGUUGCUUUUUGCCGAAGACUUGCAGAAAGAUUUAUUGUGGGAAGGUAAUGGAUGGCAUCCGGCUGCCUGUCAAUGCGGAUAUUCCAGCACCUGUUCACAGUACCUUUACGAAACGAAUGCUGAUACCUUCGCCCGCCAUGACGAUUGCGCCCAGUACAAAGUAUAUUUUACCGACAUGACGUAUGAAGAAACAAAAGAAGAAUUUGCGUAUGACAUCAUCUCGCUGCUUUGCGAUAUUGGUGGGACUAUUGGUCUCCUCUUAGGGGCUUCAGUGCUGACUAUGGUCCAGUUUGUCGACGCCUUAUCACGCCAGAUAGUCAAAUGGCUGACGAAAGCACCCGGACUGGUGAAACGACAAAAAUCCAGCAUGUUUAACAUUGUACAAACAGCAUUAGAGAAACCACUCGAGCAUUAGUUAAAUUCCGAAAAUAAUCAAACACACUAUUUGAUUGCUAUACAAGCCGUUAUAUGUAUGCGUUU
Molecule: messenger RNA, 755 nt
Organism: Daphnia pulicaria
Lineage: Eukaryota; Metazoa; Arthropoda; Branchiopoda; Diplostraca; Daphniidae
Product: acid-sensing ion channel 1-like
Exons: 4
Coding region: 1-690 (229 amino acids)
Biological process (GO): sodium ion transmembrane transport
Cellular component (GO): membrane
Molecular function (GO): ligand-gated sodium channel activity
Source: RefSeq, a predicted model, not a curated record